This is a messenger RNA of Candidula unifasciata, 1128 nucleotides long. The record is from the annotation of a GenBank genome assembly. Lineage: Eukaryota; Metazoa; Mollusca; Gastropoda; Stylommatophora; Geomitridae.
AUGGAGGGUUUACCAUUCCUGCCGGGAAACACUUUCCGCGAUCCAACGCAAAUGAAAUACCAUGUCAACCAGACCCUGAGCUACAAAAAUGGCUACCGUACAUCAGCACGGCCAGACAUUGGCAUUGGUGGAACUCAGCUUUUUUAUAAUCAGCUGUCCGAGAAUGAGUUGGACACCCUGGCCAACUUCAACCCAGUCUUGACCUAUGGUCAAGCUAAACAAGCCCCACCAGCUGCCUUUGUUCCAUCCCAUGUUCACUGGGACAAGAAGGUGCUCAAAUUUAGUGGUUAUUUCAAAGAAACCGUUCAUGAAUCACCAUCAGAAUACUAUCGUGUCCGUCCAGUUGAUGUUUACUACUACCUAGAGGAUGACAGUAUCGCUGUCGUGGAGCCUCCUGUGCCGAACUCAGGGAUGACACAAGGGAGACUGAUCCGACGUCAGCGCUUACCCAAGAAUGACCAAGGGGAUAUCUGGCACUGGAAGGACAUCAACCUGGGAAUGAACAUCACCUUCUAUGGAAGAAACUUUCACAUCACCAGCUGUGACAAAUUCACCAAGGACUUUUUAGAAAGUGAAGGCAUCAUUGUGAAUGAACCGGAGUCCAUUCCCGGUGAUCCUUACCUGGCAAAGAGGACAGGUACUUCAGCCCUCAAAACAUCCAAGACUCAGUCAUCUUUCGACAAACUACGGCAGUUUAAAGAGCUCGACCGCAAAGUUCUCAGAUUUUACUGUGUUUGGAAUGAUAGCGAGAACAUGUUUGGAGAAGUCAGGCCAUUUGUCAUUCAUUACUACCUUGUGGAUGACACACUGGAAGUUAGAGAAGUUCACCAACCAAAUAACGGCCGAGACCCAUUCCCUGUUUUGAUUGGACGGCACAGAGUUCCUAAAAACAGAUUUGCUGUCCCACCGUCUUUCCCAAGCAUUGUGCUGGAGCUGUCUGAACAAGAAAUGAAAGACUACAUCACACCGAAAGAUUUCCGUGUAGGCAAAACGGUUACAAUUUAUGGCAGACCGUUUCUGAUCUACGACUGUGAUAACUUCACAAAAGGCUUCUACUACAACCAUUUUGGAAUCACUAAUUUUGAUCCCAUUGAAGUAAAAGGAUUGACCAAACAGCUUCCAAAAAUG